Messenger RNA from Phalaenopsis equestris, 1110 nucleotides. RefSeq names its product pre-mRNA-splicing factor ATP-dependent RNA helicase DEAH1-like. The annotation marks the transcript as partial. Lineage: Eukaryota; Viridiplantae; Streptophyta; Magnoliopsida; Asparagales; Orchidaceae. The transcript has 2 exons. Gene Ontology annotation, molecular function: RNA binding. Gene Ontology annotation, cellular component: catalytic step 2 spliceosome; intracellular anatomical structure. The record is from RefSeq and is a predicted model, not a curated record.
UUUCAGGAUAUUGCACGCUUUCGGAAGGAUCUUAAGUUACUAAUCUCAAGUGCAACACUUGAUGCGGAGAAGUUCAGUGAUUUUUUUGAUUCAGCUCCUAUUUUCAAAAUUCCAGGGAGGCGAUAUCCUGUUGAUAUCCAUUACACAACGGCCCCUGAAGCAGAUUACAUUGAUGCCGCCAUUGUCGCUGUUCUUCAGAUACAUGUGACACAGCCUCCUGGCGAUAUUCUCGUAUUUCUUACUGGACAGGAAGAAAUUGAAACCAUUGAUGAGAUUCUGAAGCAUCGAAUAAGUGGUUUUGGAACAAAAAUUGCAGAACUUAUAAUAUGUCCAAUCUUCGCUAAUCUUCCAACGGAGCUUCAGGCAAAGAUCUUUGAACCUACACCAGAAGGCGCUCGUAAGGUUGUACUGGCAACUAACAUAGCUGAAACAUCCCUAACCAUUGAUGGGAUAAAAUAUGUUGUUGAUCCGGGAUUCUGCAAGAUAAAAUCAUAUAAUCCACGAACUGGUAUGGAAUCAUUGCUUAUAAAUCCAAUCUCAAAAGCCUCUGCAAUGCAAAGAGCUGGAAGGUCUGGGCGUACUGGACCUGGAAAAUGCUUUCGCUUGUACACCGCUUAUAAUUAUGAAAAUGAUCUUGAUGAAAACGCAGUUCCUGAGAUACAGAGGAGCAAUCUUGCAAAUGUUGUGCUUUCUCUCAAGAGCUUGGGCAUUCAUGAUUUGGUAAAUUUUGAUUUUAUGGAUCCUCCUCCUUCAGAGGCAAUGCUUAAGGCCCUUGAACAACUUUAUGCACUUAAUGCAUUGAAUAGCCGUGGAGAGUUAACAAAAAUUGGGAGGAUGAUGGCGGAAUUUCCGCUCGAUCCGAUGCUUUCGAAAAUGAUUGUUGCUUCAGAUAAAUAUAAGUGCUCUGAUGAGAUCAUAUCAAUUGCUGCAAUGUUGUCGAUUGGGAAUUCGAUUUUCUAUCGUCCGAAGGAUAAACAAGUUCAUGCAGACAAUGCUAGGCUGAAUUUUCAUACUGGCAAUGUUGGGGACCAUAUUGCUUUGCUUAAUGUUUACAAUUCCUGGAAAGAAACAGACUUUUCAACGCAGUGGUGUUAUGAAAACUACAUCCAG